UUUGGAGUUUAUUAUAGCCUUGCGUGGACUAAUAAAUAUAUGAAACCAUCACCUUCACUCUGAUGGGACAACAGAGAUACAAAUCGCUUAAGAUAAUUAGUAUCUCAAUAGGCCUAUAUGUGAGACAAUAGGCAUUUCUUACGAGAUAGUAUUUGACCUAUAUCAGGAGAUAAUUAAUAUCAAAGUUAAGAUUUAUGGAAUUUAUGAAAGGCCAAAUGAAUGAAGAGCCUUCAAAUAUAUUACAACACGAAUUUAAAUGAGAUCAUUGAUGGAGAGAAUAAGACGAUUUUGACGUCAUCUAAAACGGAUGCUAAAGACUGAUUUAUGGAAACGGGAAACAGAGAAACAAACAGCAAUUAAAACGUUUAGGGAUAUAUCAUUUUAAAGGAACUUGAGAUGGCAUCAAAGAAAGGCAGCAAACCUGAGAAACACCUUACAUUUAACCUCCCAGACAUAAACGCGUCCAAUACCACGGGCGGGGGAAGGAGGAAAAGUACCUUUGGGUCUGAGCGUACUCCAAGCCCUAGCAGGCGAAAUUCAGGUCACCUUAACACAGCCAAAGACCAACCCACCAGACGCCCCCAUCGUAGAUCUACCCUUUCUGUCAUACAGGAUCCCGAGGGUGGUGAGACACUGCAGGUCCAAGAUCUCGCGAGAUCACAAGAUAGACGUGGGAGUUCAUCACCCAGGCGUGGGUCAAAUUUUGCCAUAGCAACGGAAGCUGGAGAAGACAUUGAAACAACGAUUGAGACAAGACAGAGUUUUGAUAGGUCAGUUAAUAGAUGUAGUAAUAGUAGAAUUAUAGAAGAGAAUGUACCCUAUCGUAAAUGAGGAUACGGGUCACAAUACAU
Molecule: messenger RNA, 851 nt
Organism: Owenia fusiformis
Lineage: Eukaryota; Metazoa; Annelida; Polychaeta; Sabellida; Oweniidae
Source: the annotation of a GenBank genome assembly